Messenger RNA from Entrophospora candida, 484 nucleotides. The record is from the annotation of a GenBank genome assembly. NCBI's taxonomy places the organism in Eukaryota, Fungi, Glomeromycota, Glomeromycetes, Entrophosporales, Entrophosporaceae.
UGCGCAAGAAUUUAUGACAUUUUUUGCUAAAACAGUUGCGGAAAGAACUAAGCCUGGUCAAAGACAAAGUGUUGAAGAAAAUAAUUAUGUAUUCUAUGCUUUCUCAAGACCUGAAGGUUUAACAGGCAUAAUUAUUUGUGACAAUGAAUAUCCACAACGUGUUGCAUUCUCAUUACUAAAUAAGAUUCUUGAAGAUAGUCUCGUAAAAUUCCCAAAACAUACAUGGAAAUCAGGAGGAAUAAAUUAUCCUGAACUUAAAAGCCAUCUUGUAAAAUAUCAGGAUCCAAAACAAGCUGAUCAAAUUAUGAAAGUUCAAGAUCAAUUAGAUGAAACUAAACUUGUCAUGAAUAAAACAAUUGAAACACUUUUGCAACGUGGUGAAAAAUUAGAUGAUUUGAUUGAUAAGUCUCAAGAAAUUUCUUUUCAAUCUAAAGCGUUUUAUAAACAGGCGAAAAAGACAAAUAGUUGUUGUGUGAUUUCUUAA